CCACUCUCCAGCUUUCUCAACUUCUCUUGUUGCACAUGAAGCUUUUGUUACUUACUUUUGUUACUUACUUUUUCUUCUUUCUUUUGUUUUCGUCUUCUAGCUAGCUGCGUGAUUCUAAGCAAAAAAUGCCCUACCUUCUAGACUUUAUCUCCUCGACCUUAUUCUUAAUUCUUCCAGCAGCUUAUUUCUUUGUUUUUUUGGCUGAUUAAAUUUAUAACCUAAAGCUGUAGUAGUACUGUAUGUAUUGAGUCUAAUUGGUAUCACCCACGAAUAUAAUUAAAUGAAGGAGAGCGGAAGAAAACAAGGUGCAAUGUCGCCAUGCGCGGCAUGUAAGCUUCUUCGAAGGAGAUGUGCGCAGGAUUGCGUGUUCGCUCCUUAUUUUCCAGCCGACGAGCCGCACAAGUUUGCUAGCGUGCACAAGGUUUUCGGAGCAAGCAAUGUCAACAAGAUGUUACAGGAAUUGCCGGAGGACCAGAGAAGUGAUGCAGUGAGUUCAAUGGUGUACGAAGCAAACGCUAGGGUAAGAGACCCUGUGUAUGGUUGUGUGGGAGCCAUCUCAUCUCUACAACAACAGGUUGAUGAUCUCCAAACUCAGUUGGCACUUGCACAGGCUGAGGUUGUACACAUGAAAAUGCGGCAGCACCCACCUUCUUCGAUAUCCAGUCCCAGCACCUCUAAUUAUCCACCCUCAACCAUUAAUCACCAUUAUCAUCACCAUCAUGACCUGCCUUCUCAAACCAAGUCCUUUUUUCCCAUGGACAUGGUGCAUGAGAUAGACCAUCAGGCCACUAUGGGAGAGUCUUUGUGGUCAUAUUAGCUAUCUAUCUUGCUAGCUAGGUUGCCUUGAUCAAUUAGAUUGAUAUAUAUUUUCUUAUAUAUAUAGGGCUUGCUCAUGUAUUGCCUAGCUCCCCGGCCUACCCCUCUCAUAUUUACUUAUUUUUGUCCCCUCCGAUCCUUCUUAACAUAUUAUAUAUAACUUUGUAGAAGAUCUAGAUCUCUACCUUAUGAUCUAGAUCAGAUGAUGUUCAUGAUCAUUAACCAUAUAUCAUAAAUUUCUAAACAUGUAAUUAUGAGCAAUAUUAUAUUAGUACUAGUGUAUUAUAUAUA
Messenger RNA from Carya illinoinensis, 1107 nucleotides. Its product is annotated as LOB domain-containing protein 4-like. NCBI's taxonomy places the organism in Eukaryota, Viridiplantae, Streptophyta, Magnoliopsida, Fagales, Juglandaceae. The record is from RefSeq and is a predicted model, not a curated record. The transcript is spliced from 2 exons. The coding region runs from base 281 to 817 and encodes 178 amino acids.